Molecule: messenger RNA, 2541 nt
Organism: Penicillium coprophilum
Lineage: Eukaryota; Fungi; Ascomycota; Eurotiomycetes; Eurotiales; Aspergillaceae
Exons: 3
Coding region: 1-2541 (846 amino acids)
Source: RefSeq, a predicted model, not a curated record
AUGAGCCAGGGUGACUGGAAGGAGCCCUUGUUACACCGCUUGGAUACUCACCGACAACCCCAGCAUCCCUGCCAUACAUGCGGACACAGUCAGCACCAGCGUCAGCGCCGCCCACAGCGUCAAGGUCGACAACGGUCAGAUCUGGUGGUCGCUGGUCAUCGAGCCCGCCAUAUCCCAACAUUAUCGCAGGCUGCCGAGGAACUCGAAGACGCCCUGGCGGACCUUGCUGGUCAAGAUCUGUCUCAUAAAACGCUGCUGAUCCUCGACGGGCCACUGCAGAUCAGAAAAUCGACACUGAAGAACAGUCGAGUCAACACGAUCAAAUCAAUAGGCUCAAGUGUAUCCAAAGAAAAAAGUGUUAAAGUCAAGAAGGAGACGAAAGAUAAGCCUCGCCGAUCGGGCAAAGAUAGGGAGAGGGACUUGGAUGAGAGGGAGGCCGAGGCAAAAGUCCUGGCAUCAAUGCCAACCAUCAAAAAGGAAAAACCCAAGAAAUCAUUCCUGGGCUUUCGCAAGCAAGGCCAAGCGCUGCGAGAUGCAGCUAGCGUCGGCUCACGGUCGGAGGAUUCCAUCCACAUGACAUUGGAAUCGCGUUCUCCCAAUCUCCCUGCUCAGGCCCCCACGCGGGACAGCCUGCUACUUCAAUUACCUCGUCUGCAAACUAAUGAUCUGCAAACUAAUGAUCACGAGAAUCCCUUCGAUCACAUCGCGGAAAAAGCAGUGUUAUCGGGUAGCCCCGGCCAGGUCGCCAUGGAGGGCUUGGAAGUAGUGAAGCCCGUAGGCUCGAAACUUCGUCAGAGCUGGGCGAUGGUCUCGACUGCCCAGGCGAGCAGGGUUCAAUUCACCGAACAGAUAUAUGAACUUCCCGCUACUCCCCCGUCGCCUUCAACCGUGGUCCCUCCGCAGAUCAAGCGCCAUGUUCCAUUUAAUGCCACCCUCCCCGAAGAUAUGCCGGCGGAUUUGCUUCUGUCAAUCAUGCAGAACAUCGACUCUCUAGAUGACCUUUUCAACUUCGCCCUUGUCAACAAAAAGAUUUAUACUACUUUCAAAGGUCGCGAGCUGGCCAUGCUGAAAAAUGCAUUGUUCAAAAUGUCACCGCCUGCUUGGGAACUACGCGAGAUGAGUCCGCCAUGGGAAAUGGAGUGGCAACUCCUUGUAGAUCCCGACUCCCAGGUUCCAGAAUAUACGCCCACGCUGUAUCUUCAGAGAUACGCGCAGGAUAUCUACACUCUCGCCAAGCUGAAGGCAUUGGUCCUAGCGCGGUGCGCUCCGUUCCUGCGUCGCGAUACCAUCCGUGGUCUGGCGGGCGUGGACAACACCCGCGCUGAGGAAGUGGACGAUGCGUUCUGGCGGCUCUGGACCUUCUGUCGGAUCUUUGGAUGCGGUAAGGGGCGAGAGAAUGAUAUUGCUGGUCAAAUGGACUGGUUGAAGGGUGGUGUCCAAGCAGAGAGUCACUUCACCUCGUCUUCAACGAUGACACAACCUUUCGGUAUGAAUAAUGUUCUAUUUGAACCACCCGAGGGAUUUGGUCGUGGGAAUCUUUCCGGUCUAUCGCAGAAGCAGAUGUACGAUCUAACGGAGAUCUGGACUUGCAUGGGUGUUCUGUUGCAGCCAUUGCAUGGAAAGUGCAUUGAAGCUCGCAAAGUCGGCAUCUUUGAUACCUUGGACGUCCCAGAUGGUGAACUGGCUCUCGAAGAGACCGUUCUCGAGGAAUGGACCUCAUACAUUCUUACUCUCGGUCUGGGCGCAGUGCUAACACUCAGCGCUGUCUGUCCGGCCGACACUACCGCCGCCACAUUCCUCAAGGCGCAAUCAAUCGGCCUCACGAAAUGGGAAGCAACCGAGACCGAAACAAGACGAUCGUCAUUCCUAAAAGAAGCAGUCUCACGCGCCUACGAACUCGAGGAACGCGCACUUAACACCCCGACCGAAAUUAGCCCGCAAAAAACAAGCCCUAAUGAAAGCGACCGCGAGAUCCGUGAGCGCCAAGCCGGAUUCGCCUAUGAGCUUCGCCGCCGCCGUGAACACGGUUUCGAGCCCGACCCCAACGGCCGCUUUUCCUUCUCUGCUGAACGCCCUAUGUCGGAGUUUAGCACUAUUGUCCAUAAUCUCAACGGAUCGCUUCGAGAUCACCGCCCUAUUCCAUCUGUGCCCGCCCUCAUUCUUGACAGGUCCUCAACUUCAACUUCUGGGACGGCUCCCCAAACCCCGACUCACCCGUCCGACUCUGUCAAUGUCCUUACUCCAUCACAUACACCACCGCCACCGGCUAUGGUUCCUCUGCCUCUUCGGCCGCAGGUUCUCGACCCUGUCGACCGCGCUAUUGAUAUGAUGGUCAAUGAACUUGGUUUUACUACGCAAGACGCUAAGUGGGCUCUUAAGAUUACGGAUACUGGUGAGGGGAUCGAUGCUCAUGCUGCUGUGCAGUUGCUUCAGCAUCAACGGAAAAAGAACAAGAACAAUCCCUUUGGCCAAGGCAAUACCCUACUCGCAGAUGUUAUUAAGCGUCAAAAGUCACAAGAAUUGGGCUGGCGCUGGGCUUGA